AUGCUUGAGAAGGUAUUCCACGAAAAGAGCUUCGCCGACCAGUACACCUAUGGCGCAAAGAUCAGUGAGCUCUAUGCGGAGACACUGGUGGCCGAGUCUGGCAUCGCCAAAUCCCAUCAGAGACCUUUGAUUAUUUUGGACAAUGCCUGUGGGACGGGUUCUAUCUCGAGUACCCUUCAGCGUACUCUUGAUAACAGGAAUAAAAGGAGCUUGAAGUUGACCUGUGGUGACCUGUCCGAGGGCAUGGUCGAAUACACCAAGCAACGGAUGCAGGCCGAAGGAUGGAACAAUGCUGAAGCAAAGAUUGUGAAUGCGCAGGAUACCGGUCUACCGAGUGAUCACUACACGCAUGUAUACACGGCGUUUGCUUUCAAUAUGUUCCCUGACUACAAAGCUGCUUUGAAAGAAUGCUUCAGAGUACUUCAGCCAGGUGGUACAUUAUCGACCUCAACAUGGAAGACUGCCAACUGGUGCACUGUUAUGAAACCUGUCGUUGCAACUAUGCCGGGACAUCUGCCAUAUCCCACAAUGGAUGAAAUCAACACGAUGCUUAAUAAAGGCUGGGACCGCGAGUCCGACGUACGUGCCGAGUUUGAGCAGGCAGGGUUCCAGGAUGUCAACGUCAGCACCGUGGAAAAACAAUGUUUACUUCCUGUGCAAGAGUUUGGUGAGGCGUGCAAGAUUCUCCUGCCCUACAUCCUCAGCAAGUUCUGGACGCAGGAGCAGCGGGACCGGUACGAAGCCGACGUGCCAAAGUACCUGAUGCGGUAUCUGGAAAAGCAAUAUGGGAAGGAGGGGCUGGCUCCGAUGAAAGGCGUGGCGGUCAUUGCUACCGGUCGUAAGCCUUGA
This is a messenger RNA of Aspergillus lentulus, 849 nucleotides long. RefSeq names its product methyltransferase tpcH (gene tpcH). NCBI's taxonomy places the organism in Eukaryota, Fungi, Ascomycota, Eurotiomycetes, Eurotiales, Aspergillaceae. The record is from RefSeq and is a predicted model, not a curated record.